AUGAACAAUAUCGUCGUAUUUGCGGGUAGUUCGGACCCUUAUUUAGUCAAAAAAAUAUGCGAAAACUUGAGUAUCAAGCCUUCUCAGGUCAAGUUGGGCAAAUUUUCGAACGGUGAGACCAGUAUCAGUAUAAUGGAAUCUGUCCGUGAAAAAGACGUCUACGUUAUCCAAAGUGGCUGCGGUCAUGUCAAUGAUAAUUUCAUGGAGCUUCUAAUUUUGUUGAAUGCGUGCAAAACUGCGUCAGCUAGUCGUGUCACUGCAGUAAUGCCUUACUUUUGUUACUCUAGGCAGCCCGACAUCCCAUACACCGCAAAGGGUGCUCCAUUGAUAUCUAAACCUAAGGAAAAAUACACAUUCGAGAGUCAUCCAGGCACUCCAGUCUCGUCAAUUCUUACUACUCAAAGACCCACUUCUCCUGGUGCAAGAAGAGCAGUAGAGGACAUUCUCGAGACAACGAUAAUAUCAACACUAAGUCUCGAACAGCCAAUACCCAAAAAAUCUAACGGUGGUGAGCUUCACAAAUCACCCUCACAAUCACGUAUUCCCAUGGUUCCCGAGCGUAAGGAGAAUAGCUCAGAAAUGGGGUCGUUUUUCAAUGCAAACAAUGCUGGUUACAAACUAUGGGUAGCACAAGCAGGAACCUUAAUUGCGAAUCUGUUGACAACAGCUGGUGCUGAUCAUGUUAUUACAAUGGAUUUGCAUGAUGCUCAAUUUCAGGGCUUUUUCGAUAUACCAGUUGAUAAUUUGUACUGCAAACCCAUUGCUCAAAAUUAUAUUCAGUAUAACAUCCCGAAUUACCAGGACGCCGUCAUCGUAUCUCCUGAUGCAGGUGGUGCUAAGCGUGCUGCAUCAAUUGCGGAUGCUCUAGAAUUGUCGUUUGCUCUAAUUCACAAGGAAAGAAGGUCCCAGCUUCCAAAGGGCCCUCCUGACGCGAGUUUGACCUCAGGCGGUGGUGCAGUGUUAUCACCCAAACCUUUAGUUUCUACAUCGUUGAAUGGACCUUUGAGCUCCCAAGAUAUGAAUCCUUCGUCUUCAAAAUACGUUCAAACAACAAUGCUUGUCGGGGAUGUGCGUAAUAAGAUCUGUAUUAUAGUUGAUGAUCUCGUUGACACAUCUUACACUAUCACGCGUGCCGCUAAACUAUUGAAGGACCAAGGCGCUACAACUGUCUACGCUCUGAUCACUCACGGUGUUUUCUCUGGCGAUGCUUUGAAUAGAGUAUCACAAAGUGCUAUAGAUAAAAUUAUCGUUACAAACACAGUGCCUCAGGACAAGACAGUAAGCUUUCUAGGCAAAAAGAGGGUUCACGUGUUGGAUGUGUCUCGCAUCUUUGCCGAAUCAAUUAGGAGAAUCCACAACGGUGAAUCUAUAAGUAUGCUCUUCGAGCAUGGAUGGUGA
Messenger RNA from Lachancea fermentati, 1398 nucleotides. NCBI's taxonomy places the organism in Eukaryota, Fungi, Ascomycota, Saccharomycetes, Saccharomycetales, Saccharomycetaceae. The record is from the annotation of a GenBank genome assembly.